AUGGCGACCAUUGCGGACGAGCUGUUCAACGACUUCGAGGACUCGGGUGACGAGAAUGAGGAGGAGCGAGUUGAUGACAAGUACUUUGGUGAGUCUGGUGAUGUGUCAAAGACAGCGGGCGGCGUGAAGAGCGAGGCGGGCAGCGGACAGGAUGGAGCGAUGGAGCUGGAUGGAGACGAAGAGGCGGCAGGCGAUGAUGUGGAUGGCAGCAACGUGCCAAGUCACUUGAAGAUGGAGGAAGACGAAACGGAGGAGGAGACCAAGGCACGCGUGGAGAAGAUGGCGCUGCAGAACGUGACCGACGUGCGCAGCGUGGCAGGUCUAAUGAAGCAGCUGGAGCCAUUGCUUGAGAAAAUCCAAUACUACAAAAGCUUGCCACCAGGCCAGGAGACCCAAAACAUUGGCCGGAUUGAGGACAACCCGGAAUACCAGCUCCUCACGCAGUCGAACACUCUUUCCACUGGUAUCGAUAGCGAGAUCAUCCUUGUCCACAAGUUCAUUCGCGAUCACUACUCGGUGCGCUUCCCAGAGCUGGAGACGCUCAUUCAGAAUCCGCUCGACUACGCCAAGGCAGUUGCUAUCAUCGGCAAUGGACCGAUGGAAGACAUUCGAAAGAUCAGCGAGAGCAACGACAAUAUCGUGGGUCAGACCUUGAAGCAAGUCCUCGACGGCCCAUCUCUCAUGGUCGUUACUGUCGAGGCAACCACCACGACUGGCACCCCGCUUUCAGAGUCCGAGUUGGCCACCGUGAAGCGCGCAUGUCAGAUGACACUCAAGCUUGAUAACGCCAAGAAGGUACUCACUGACUACGUGCAAUCGCGCAUGUCCAUGUUCGCACCCAACCUGACGGCACUUAUCGGAUCGGCGACUGCCGCGCAACUCAUCAACUAUGUCGGAGGGAUAUCAGGCCUGUGCAAGACCCCAGCUGCCAAUUUACCAUCCCUUGGCAACAAGAAGAGUGCCAGAGCGACUGGUCUUGCUACCAACGUCGGUGUGCGGAACCAAGGCGUGCUCUAUCACAACGAGAUCAUUCGCGCGGUUCCCCAAGACUUGAAGAAGCAGGCCAUGCGUAGACUGGCCGCGAAAGUCGUGCUUGCGGCUCGAGUAGACGCUGCCCACGAAUCUCCUUCAGGCGACCAAGGUCUGCUUUUCGCUGAUGAAGUUGAGAAGGCCAUCAACAAGCUCUCGGAAGCACCACCAAACAGCGGAGUGAAAGCUCUGCCAGCUCCAGAUGACAAACCAUCGCGUAAGCGUGGUGGACGCCGAGUGAGGAAGAUGAAGGAGGCUACCGCCAUGACUGAUCUGCGCAAAGCUCAGAACCGCAUGGUGUUUGGUAAAGAAGAGGCUGAAGUCGGGUAUGGUGACAGCACAAAGGGUCUGGGUAUGGUUGGAGCGCAAGACGACGGACGUGUGCGAGCUCAGCAGAUCGACAACCGGACCAAAGCGAAGCUCUCGAAGAAGAAUGCAGGUUGGGGUGGUGCGACUCCUGCGAGCGGGACUGCGACGUCUUUACGCGGAUUUGGUGGUGGUCCGAGUACUCCCGGAGCUCUCAAAGCUCAAGGUCUGCGAACGAGCGGCGUGGGUUCGGGCUUGAGGACCAAUGUCGGCAACACCGGUGGUACCGUGUCGACGAUUGCAUUCACUCCAGUCCAAGGACUUGAGUUGGUCGAUCCGAAGGUGCGCGAUGAGAUGAAUCGCAAGCGCAAGGCUGAGGAGGAUCGCUGGUUCAAGGGAGGAACCUUCACUCAAGUCGGCGGUGGCACGAACACGAGCGGUCCUGCGAAGGUGGACAGCCAAGGCUUUGCCGUGCCAGCUCUGCCCAUCAAGAAGCAGAAGCAGGGAGGGUGA
This is a messenger RNA of Zasmidium cellare ATCC 36951, 1848 nucleotides long. RefSeq lists its product as uncharacterized. Gene Ontology annotation, biological process: spliceosomal tri-snRNP complex assembly; mRNA splicing, via spliceosome. The transcript is spliced from 2 exons. Bases 1 to 1848 code for a protein of 615 amino acids. Gene Ontology annotation, cellular component: U4 snRNP; precatalytic spliceosome; U4/U6 x U5 tri-snRNP complex. Lineage: Eukaryota; Fungi; Ascomycota; Dothideomycetes; Mycosphaerellales; Mycosphaerellaceae. The record is from RefSeq and is a predicted model, not a curated record.